Bicyclus anynana (squinting bush brown) is the source of this 5614-nucleotide messenger RNA. RefSeq names its product histone deacetylase 4 (gene HDAC4). Gene Ontology annotation, cellular component: histone deacetylase complex. Lineage: Eukaryota; Metazoa; Arthropoda; Insecta; Lepidoptera; Nymphalidae. Bases 698 to 3340 code for a protein of 880 amino acids. The record is from RefSeq and is a predicted model, not a curated record. Gene Ontology annotation, biological process: negative regulation of transcription by RNA polymerase II; chromatin organization. Gene Ontology annotation, molecular function: histone deacetylase activity. The transcript has 11 exons.
AGUACAUCAUUAAGAAGAUGAAAUCAUCCAAACAAGAGUUAACGAAUCUCUACAGUUAUAUUUGACCUUUCGCUGAACCCUACUUUAUUUAUACUUCGCAAAAUGAUUUUAUUUUUAAGAACUGUGCCACCGCCGAUAUUUAGAUUAGCAUCAGGCUGUGAACCGUCCCCGACCUCGUGCGAUGAGCCUUAGGUAGAGACGUAGAGUGUUGUCAUCGCUAGUUCGGUUCCACUCUCGCGUAACACACGAUUCUCGGAAAGCUGCAUUUCGAGUCUGGCACGCGUUGUCCCGUACUUACUGCCAACAUUUUGGUACUUUUGACAAAAACGAGUGCGUCAGCGGAGCGGUGCGGUGCCGCAGACGGCGGCUCGCGGGCCCGCCAGCGCCGCGCGCGGCGAGUGAAUGAAGCGCGGCGCGGUGCGCGCGCGCAGUCAGUCGGUGAUCAGUGAUCAGUGUCCGCCUGCGAUCCGAGCUCGCUCGUCGUGUCCGAGUGCUGAGUGCCGAGUGCGAGUCAGACCGCGCCGUCGCCGCUCGUCGCCGGCGACAGUGCCAGUACCGACUGCCGACCAUCACCGUAUGAUGCUUGCGUCCGACGCAGUGGAUACCGUUUGUGUUACAGUUUUGCAAAGUGUUUAAAGUGGAUUCCGGACUGUACCAGGCCGUGGAGCACGCGCAGCGGCUCGAGCGCUCCCAGGCCAUGUAUGUCAUAAAUUUAGAGAUGGCGCACGAGAGCGCCAGCGGGGCCGAGGGCUCGCCGCAGCACACGCCGUCGCCGCCGCACGCGUCGCACCUGCCGUCCGACUCCAGCUUCCACCACCAGAUCAUGCAGAAUCAGAGCCCGAGAAAGAACCAUAUCGCGGAGAGGGCGAAACAGUCUUUAGACAAUAAUUUCCUGAUGCAACUGAAGAAGCAGCAACAGUUGCAACAAGAGAUAUUGUUGCAGCACUUCCAGCAGCAGCGCCAGCAGCUCGCCGAGCAGCACCAGCAACAGAUCAGGCAGCAUUUAAAGCUAUGGGAGCAACAGAAGGCGAUGGAGGAGGCCGCGCUGCGGGAGGCGCGCGAGGCCCGCGAGGCGCGCGAGGCCCGCGAGCGGCACGAGCGCGACCGCGUCGAGCUGCUGCGCAAGAAAGACAAGCUGGAGCCCAGCGCCAACGCCUCCACACAAGUCAAGCAGAAGCUGCAGGAAUUCCUGAAGAAAAAACAAGCGGCAGCAAAUGCCAAUGGAACAAUAAAUAAUUCACCCUACAGAAAUUGGGGCAUCGUGAAGUCGUCGUCGGGCGAGUCCAUCACGUCGGCGGGCGCCACGGCCACGGCGCACCCCUACCGGCUCACGGCGCCGCUGCCGCUCACGCUCAACGCGCCGCCGCCGCCCGCGCCCAGCGACUUCCCGCUGCGCAAGACCGCGUCGGAGCCCAAUAUGCUGAAGGUGCGGCUCAAGGCGCGCGUCAUCGAGCGCCGCGCCUCGCCACUCGCGCGCCGCCCGCUCAAGACGCGCAUCAAGCAUCGCAACUGCGAGGGCGGCUCGCCGCGCAACUCGCCGCCGGGCGCGGUGGCGGCGCCCAUCCGCGAGGAGGAGGAGGGAGGGCGCGCGCCCGAGCUGCUCUUCUCGUCGCCCUCGCUGCCCAACAUCUCGCUGGGCCGCCCGCACGCCGCGCCGCGCCACGCGCCGCCCGCGCCGCCGGCGACGGUGGCGCUGCCGGUGGUGUCGGAGGCGGAGGCGUACUGCGGCGCGGCGCUGGGCGCGCGGCUGGCCAAGCGGCCGCUGGGCCGCACGCACUCGGCGCCGCUGCCGCUGGGCGACCCCGCGCUGCAGCCGCCGUCCGCGCACCACUACCUGCGCGACCAGAUCCGCAAGACGGUGCUGACGCGCGCGCACGACGCGGCGCAGCAGCUGCGCGAGGAGGAGCCCGAGGUCAUCGACCUGACGGCGCGCCGCGCGCCCGCGCCCGCGCCCGACGAGCCCGACGCGCCCGAUGCGCCCGGCGCGUUGCCGCUGGCGCGCGCGCUGUCCUCGCCGCUCGUGGGCGCGCGCGCGCCCUCCACCGGCCUCGCCUACGACGCGCUCAUGCUCAAACACGGGUGCCAGUGCGGCGCCCACGCGCCCACGCACCCGGAGCACGGCGGGCGGCUGCAGUCGGUGUGGGCGCGCCUGUGCGAGACGGGGCUGGCGGCGCGCACGGAGCGCACGCGCGCGCGCAAGGCCACGCUGGAGGAGCUGCAGAGCGUGCACACGGAGGCGCACGUGGCGGCGUGGGCGGGCCGGCCGGCGCCGGGCGGCGACGCGCGCGUGCGGCUCGUGCGGCUGGCGUGCGGCGGGCUGGGCGUGGACGCCGACACGGCCUUCAGCGACGCGCACACGCCGGCCGCCGCGCGCCUGGCCGCCGGCGCGCUGCUGGACCUGGCGCUGCGCACGGCGCGCGGCGAGCUGCGCAACGGGUUCGCCGUGGUGCGCCCGCCCGGCCACCACGCCGAGCCCGGCCAGGCCAUGGGCUUCUGCUUCUUCAACAACGUGGCGGUGGCGGCGCGCGCGCUGCAGACGCGCCUGGGCCUGCGCCGCAUCCUCAUCGUGGACUGGGACGUGCACCACGGCAACGGCACGCAGCAGAUCUUCUACGAGGACCCGCGCGUGCUGUACGUCAGCCUGCACCGGCACGACCACGGCAACUUCUUCCCCGGCACCGGCGCCGCCAGCGAGUGCGGCGCGGGCGCCGGGCUCGGCUACAGCGUCAACGUGGCGUGGCCCGGCGCGCCGCCGCUGGGCGACGCCGAGUACCUGGCCGCCUUCCGCUGCGUCGUGAUGCCCAUCGCCGCCGAGUUCGACCCCGAGAUCGUGCUCGUGUCGUGCGGCUUCGACGCCGCCGCCGGCCACCCCGCGCCGCUGGGCGGCUACCGCGUGUCGGCCGCGUGCUUCGCGCACAUGACGCGCGAGCUGCAGGCGCUGGCGGGCGGGCGCGUGGUGCUGGCGCUGGAGGGCGGCUACGACCUGGCCGCCGUGUGCGACUGCGCGCAGGAGUGCGUGCGCGCGCUGCUGGGCGAGCGCCCGCCCGGCCUGGCGCUGGCCGAGCUGGCGCGCGCGCCCGCGCCGCACGCGCAGGCCGCGCUGCGCGCCGCCAUCGCCGCGCAGGCGCCGCACUGGCCCGGCGUGCGCCGCUUCGCCGCGCUCGUGGGGCUGUCGGCGCUGGAGGCGGGCGGCGCGGCGGCGCGCCUGCAGAGCGACCGCGACGCCGCCGACACGGCCGCCGCCAUGGCGUCGCUGUCGGUGGCGCCGCCGCAGGCGCAGCCGCUGGCGCUGCGGCGCGCGGCGUGCGAGGAGCCCAUGGAGCAGGACGAGGGCAAGUGAGCGCACAUUCCGCAGGACGAGUGCAGUGUUCGACGAGUCCGUCUCGCGGGGAGAUGGUGAAAUUAAGACAAAUCUUAAUUUGAAAGCUUUAAAACGUAGUAAAAUUGUAAGUGUACAAAAUGAUGUUAUUAUUAUUCUUAUUAUAUAUUUGGAUAUGCUUUUAAGUAUGACUCAGAAGCGUAUCGCCGCCGUCGCGCAGCGGUCGCGUCGCCGGCGCGUCGCACGCACAUUCCGCGCGGACGCGUCGCGUAUCUUUGUGUAUACCAAAGACUUCACAUGUGAAACUUUUGUCUAUCGUGAUUUGUAUAUUGUGUAUUUGUUGUGCGACCGUGUCGCAGUCGAUAUUGUUAUUUUUGUAUGUAGGAGAGCUGCGGUCUGCGGAUCUCCGUUUCGUUUUAACUUAUUCAAAUUGGUGUUGAUAGUCGUUUUUUGAGAUAAAAAGAUGUUUAGCCGAAAAUUAUAUGUAUUGUUACGGCGCCGUUUGCGUAUACUGCGACGAGUGAAGCAGCAGCCCGCUUGUGUCGCGCCUUCGCUCGUCAGCUCUUAGUGUCUGGACGCGCACUGACGUCGCCGCGGGGGCCCGCAUUCUUUAUUACACUCAAACAUACUGUACUACCUUUUUAAUCUUACUAGGACAUCUAGAUCUUAAUAUAUAAGAAAUUUGUUAGACAAUUGUGUUCGUUCAAUAAAUAACAUUUUAAACGGACCUUAGAUAGCAAAUGUUGUAAAAAUGUCCCUUUUAUAAAACAGAGGCUUCUGCUUCUAAACAGACAUAAUUUGUAAGUCUAAAAGUCUAGAUGCAUAUAUAUGAUCAUGAGACGAGGACUCAAAACAAAUGAGUAGUUUUUCUAUUAUUAUAGUAUUUUUGGAUAUAUAGCUAUUUGUAUGUCAUAACGAAUGUCGGCCCCGUCCAGUCUGUCUGUAGAGAUAGAUCACUAGGUGUUCAGUGAAACGAUUUUAGUCGAUCUAAACAAAAAUGAAUAUUUCCUAUUCUAAUUACGAUUAAUAUAUAAACUAAUGGCCGUUUUCCAGAUAGUGUAUUUGAUAACCUACGAUUAAUGUUUAACGUCUCAGAUAGUAAAUGUUCGUUGGGAAUGUAGAUUAUAUUUUAUCGGUGUUGCUGCAGUGGCGCCGCGCUCGUGGCGGUGCGUCAAGUCGACUCCGACUUUAGGUAGACAAUGCCAGCUUACACUCGUAGUGUGGCGUUUAGUACUUCAUCCGACAGAGGCCGGAUCAUCGAAAUGUAUUUUCAAUAAAUAAUUUUUCUGUAGAUACUAUCUUUGUCUAUUUUUGAUGUUUCCAUAAUUGAGAAUACUCGAAACAUUUAUGUCGAAUGUGGUACUUACUAUCUCUGAAAUGUUUUAUAUUUAAUGCAAGUCUAUAGAUCCCAGUCCUAGACGAAUAAUUGACAUUCAAAAUGUCUUAAUGUCUAUCGAUCAUGAUUGUGGUAUUUUAUAUGUAGGUAACUCUGUAACUUAAUUAGUAGAUAUUAUGUAAAGUUAUUAUAACUAUUAUCGACGAAGCAACCUAGCGUUUACGGUUGCCAGACGAGUUGAAAUAGUUUUAAUCACUAUUAAGGGGCAAUUGGCCCGUUACAGACCUUUAGCUCUUGCCGGUGAGGAUGUUGACGCACCGGCGCCACGAGCGCAGCGCACGCGUGCGUCCGAGUGACGUCACUAUUGUGAUGACGUACCGCGCGGUAUCUUCGCCUCGGUCUCGUGUAGUGUUAUUUAUGCAGAUGUACAGAUAUUUAUUUAUAUUUAAUAUAUAUGGAAAUGUUUAUGUAAUAAAAUUUACCAAUAGAUAGGUUAUUGUAAAGUUCCAUCACAAUCAGUGUACACUCGGCGCGAGCGUCAAAUUGAUAUAUUUUUGUAUGAAGACUGUCUGUCUGUCCGUGUAGUAUACAUGCCGCGGCCGCCGGCUGCGCCUGCUCUCCUUCACGGUGACAUUGAACAUCGACAGUUGUAUAAAUGUUUUAACUAUGUCUAUAUAUUUGAGUUUUUUACCUGCUGGUAGCGUAUUCAGUAUCUGAAGUCGAUGUCAAUCUCAUACAGAAGGAGGGUCGAUUGUCUAGUGUACUGUCGGCCGUCGACCGAGUCGACGCGGCCGACGCUCGGCGGCAGCCGGCGGCCGCGGCGUACGCCGAGGGAUGCGAUCCUUGUACGAUAAACAGAUUUAAACAAUGUUGUAUCUUUGAGAGUUUUAUUGUUAAAUUGGAAUACAGAUGAAAUAAUUAUUUAAUAAAUGUAUAUAUUAUAUAUAUAUUUGGAAAUA